CAUAAGAUACGGUUCUUGGAUUCGCGAAUUAGGAAAUAAGGGAAUACGCUUAACUGAUACCCAAGGGAAUCCAGGCCCUAUUGAAGUACUGUUAGGGGCAGACGUUGCAGGGAAGUUAUUUACUGGCAAACGAGAAGAACUAAGAACAGGUUUAGUGGCUAUAGAAACAAAAUUGGGUUGGACUUUGAUGGGUAAAGUACCUCAAUCCGAACAUCAGCACAAUGUAAAUAUGACUAUAGUUUCUAUGUUAUCUCAAGAAGACCUGCCUAUUUCAUCGUUGUGGGACUUAGAAUUAUUGGGUAUCCGAGAUCCUGUUGAACAAAAAACUAAAGAAGAGUCAAGAAGAGCUAUUAUGGUUCAUUUCCAAGAAACAGUUCGUCAAUUAGAAAAUGGUAGAUACGAGGUUGAUAUGCCUUGGAAGAUUGAGCAUGCAGUCUUACCUGACAAUUAUGACCUAUCUUUGAAAAGACUCGAAUCUACUACGAAGAAGUUGGAAAAAAUCGGAUAUCGUGAAAGGUAUCAUGAAGUCUUUAAUGAAUGGCUGCAGGAAGGAGUGAUUGAAGAAGUUCCCCAAAAGGAGUUGUCUUUACCCGUUGUUCAUUACCUCCCACAUCGUCCAGUCAUUAAGGAAACGUCCUCACUAUCUUCCAUGAAAAUUAGACCCCUUUUUUGA
Stegodyphus dumicola is the source of this 673-nucleotide messenger RNA. RefSeq lists its product as uncharacterized. NCBI's taxonomy places the organism in Eukaryota, Metazoa, Arthropoda, Arachnida, Araneae, Eresidae. The record is from RefSeq and is a predicted model, not a curated record.